This is a messenger RNA of Periconia digitata, 2072 nucleotides long. NCBI's taxonomy places the organism in Eukaryota, Fungi, Ascomycota, Dothideomycetes, Pleosporales, Periconiaceae. The record is from the annotation of a GenBank genome assembly.
CUCUCGUCCAUCAAUCAACAGUCCAUCCAUGGAUGAUAGUCGAACAAGUAGAAAUCAUGACGGAUACAAUCCUGGUGCACGGCUUACUAAAGCAUGUGAUGAAAUGCGAGCCGGAAAGGGGAGGGUCGUGUAGACGAUGUCGUAAGAACGGUACUCCUUGCGUUUUCACUGCUCGAGCAAAUGCAAGGCAGUCGCCCACUAGACCUGUCUCCGAGAAGGCGUCGAGAUCCCUCUCUGAAAAGGGAUCUCAUGAUGUCAUGGCACGAUUAGCGGUGAUCGAGACUAUUCUCGGAAUUGACGAUAAACACUAUGAUAUACCAACAUUACAGGCGUUUUCGUCUGAAUCUGCUCAUGCUCCUUUACUUGCAGAAGAAAAUGAGGAUGCAGGCGACCCAUCUUUAGUAGGACUGUGGACGGCGACUGCAAAUCUUGAGCGAUAUGCAGAGGUUACUCAAACACGUGCAUGGUCCCGAUCGGUGGUAUCUCAGCUUUGGUUCUCAUUCUAUGCGAACAUAGAAGGUCUGCACUUCCAACCCGAACGAGAAGCGGUCAAUGAUCCAUCACCGAUUCUUCUUGCAGCUAUCCUCUAUGUUUCGGCUCUACACCAUUCAUCAGACGAGCUGGCUGCUCUGGCCCCUGAGUACUUUCGAGCGACCUGUAGUGCGAUUGCUGAGCUGUCAAUCCCCAAAAUCCCCCAAACCUCUUCUUCCUUAAACAUUGACAGUAACCUGACUUCAAUAUCGAGUCAAGCUGCAUACCAAAAUGUGCUCGGGAUCAUCUUGGCUAGUCUCAUUUCUGAGGCUUUUGUUGAUUGCACAGGCAUAUGGAUCUCGAUCGCAUACCGUCUGAUUAUAGAUAACUGUCCUGUGCAUCCUGAUUCAAGUGUUAAAAGAUGGCGACAGCUCUUCAAUGGACUCCAAAUCAUCGACCUGGAGCACGCGUCACUCCACCUGUCAUCUACACUAGUUCCCUUGCAUGCCCCCUUGCCAUCUCUGCGACAGUCACAAAACCUGACAGACGAUCCUUUCAGUAGGCUUACAGUCAUGACACACACAGGCCUCAGCCAUUUCACCAGCCGAGGGUUACCAACCAUCUGGUCUCUUGUUUCAUCAAUGCCCAAACAAAGGACCCAGAACACAGUAUAUUCUUUCACGAAGAGGGAUGCCCAAUACAUUAAAGAGUGGGCAAAUAGCCUUGAUGAAUGGCUUGUCAGCUCGCACCAACCCGAAAAUACAGCUUAUGACGCUAUUCAGAUCUGGAGACAGUACAAUCUACACAGACUCUUGGUGCUUUCUAUCUAUCAUCCAGCACGAGGCUUUAAUCUGUUCACCAACUGCGUUACGUCAGCUGAGCAGCGUGAGCUACUGUCAGCGGCACGAUCAUGUUUGAGGUUACAGAACGACGAUAAAGGCAUUUGGGCAAAUUGGGAUCUCAUUAUGAUCACAUGGGCAGCUAUCUUGCUCCUACGCACCGGAGGAGAUUCGUGUGAACAUGAUGAUCUACUUUUGGUACAGAAUCAUCGUGACAGACUGCGGAAAAUCAAGCAUCCGAAGGCGAGUCUGCGUCACCUGUUGGCUGACCGAUUGGAUACCUGGCUUCAAACUGUGAAUACCCCAUCAGCAAGCAUAUUAUCGCGACCGAUGUUCGACCAAUCAUACGCACUCUUUGAUCCAAACAUUAUACAAAUCGUAUCGGAACCAUUUUAUCAACCAGGUCCAUCAGAGGAUGCGUCGGUUAUUAACAGCUUGAGUACAUCAGCAUCGCGUAGCCUGCCAGUGAAUGGCUCGGAACCUGCACACAACAGCAACCAGGAAUGUGGGAACGUUCAUGGUCAUACUAUAGGUACUUGGCCAUUAGGCUUUAGUCGGGCUGUCGACCUGAGUGUGUCACCCGACUCAAGAGAGAUCAUUGACCGCGUCAUGCUGUACCUUCUCCAAUUAUGCUUAUGUACUCAUACAAUACCCCGCUCGCUCGAUAAAGAUCGGAACAUCUAUAAUGCGAAUAAUGUAGUAUUUGGGCAAAUAUUCGGAGUUUCUACACAAUCACGCAGAAAUAUAUCAGCGCGACCAUGA